Molecule: messenger RNA, 1848 nt
Organism: Sporothrix brasiliensis 5110
Lineage: Eukaryota; Fungi; Ascomycota; Sordariomycetes; Ophiostomatales; Ophiostomataceae
Product: f-box domain containing protein
Exons: 3
Coding region: 1-1848 (615 amino acids)
Biological process (GO): protein polyubiquitination
Molecular function (GO): protein binding
Source: RefSeq, a predicted model, not a curated record
AUGGCCUCCUCCAAGCUGGAGCAGCUUCCCGCCGAGCUGACUCUCCAUAUUCUCUGCUAUCUCGAUGAUGACGAUAUCGCGGCCGUCCAGAGCACAUCUCGGCAUCUGCGGCUCAUCUGCCGCGAUGACGGCCUCUGGCGCGCGCGCUGUUUUGGUGCGAGCCGUCUGGCGUCGACGUUGCGCCGCAAGAAGUGGCGCCACCCGGCGCACGCCCAGAAUGCGCAGUCCAGUAAGGCACGCCGUAUCGAGAUUCGGGCGGCAUGGAACGCCGUCUUCGACAACGGCGAGCCCGUGUCGUGGUACAACGAGCACAUCCAGCGGAGCACAAACAUUGCAACGGACUGGUUUGAGCUGCCACGGCGUCGCGAUGGCCACCGGCUGCUGGACAAUGCCGAUGUGCUCGAAGUGUGCGGCGUGGCACUGUUCAGACCACAGGACGCGGAAAAGAACGCCAAUGGCAGUGAACAGUUGGAAAAGGAGGGCGAUGAGGAGGGCGGUGCCAACGAUCGACUAGAAGGCAUACCGCCACUGCUGGCAGUGGCCCCGCUCGAGGACGGGUCGGUCUGCCUCUGGGACGUCAACGGCACAAUGAAACGGCGUGGUGCCAUUCUGAGCCAAAGCGUGCCGGGUCUUUUGUUUGCAGGGAUUCCGAAUCUGGAAAACGACAAGCCCAUAUUUAAUGUGACAGAAUGCGUGGCCGUGGACAGCCCGCGCUGCCUGGCAUACUUUGCCGUGCGGAAUCGUCUUGUCGUGGUCGAUUUGAAAGCACUAGUUGUUGUCAGUGUCAAGGUCUUCCCUCAGACCAUCACUGCACUGUCAUCGGCAGACACGUCUGUGCCGUUGAGCGUGGGGACACGGGCCGGAAUCCACCUCUACGACGUUCGCGUCCACACACAUGACGCUGCGGGCGAGUUCCGGCAUGUAGACGAUAUCAUCGACGAGUCAAAUACCGGGCCCUUUCCACAACCCGGCCCCUUGUCCAUUGUCCACGUCCCGGAACACGGCUCCGAAGGCACCAUCUCGAAGGACAUUUUUGCAGCGGGCCGCAUCUCCAGCAUCCUGCACUAUGACCGGCGAAACCUCUCCGUGGUCAAGAGCGCGAUCCACUCGGGCGCCAGCCUGUGUGGACUGGCCUCCCUAGCUUAUCCCUUUCCCUCCAUCAAGGAUUAUAGCUAUCUGAGGAAUAACAACAGCCAGGCCGCAGGGUCUGGUUUUGGAACCGGCGGGCGAACAGUCGUGGCCUGUGGCGAGUACAAGUCCAAGGGCUCUCUCGAACUGUAUCCGGUCGACGAGGGCCAGUCGCAGUCUGACAAGCAUAUGGUCAAUCGCCAGACGUCCUCCUCUGCUAAGAUUUUUUCGGUCGCGAGCCACGGUACACGCCUGGCUGUGUCCGACGGUGCUGGCUUUAUUCGGUGGUUCGAGCGAGACGGGUUUACGGAAGUCCGGCGGUAUGCGCUUGGGCAAGACGACUACGAGGAAGACGAGGGUGAAGUGGUCGAGAAGAACGAGACAGAAGUACCUCGAAUGCCGCCGCGCCGUGCUCACAAUACGACGGAAUCAGGCGAUAUUGCUCGCAAACUGCUGCCCGUGUAUAGGGUUGGCGGCUUCGGUGGCUGCAAGCGCGACAACAGCUUUAGGAACAAUGGGCUGCUGUUCUGGACGGGCGAGAAGCUCGGACUUACCAGCUUUACGCGUGGAAAGGGAACGCGGUCGGCGGACUUUGUCAAAGAUACAAAGACUGCGGCCGAGAGGGCGACCGAAGAAGCAGGGAAGGCGUACAGAGCAAAGAUGCGGCAGCUGUUCAAGUCUGCCCGCUACUUUGGUGAAGAUAGCGACUCCGACAACUAG